AUGGGCUGGGGAGGAGGAAGCACUCUCACUCCCGCUGGGGCCUCUGUCCAGGAACCCCCAUUGGCCCAGCCGUCCCUGGGGAGCCCCAUCCCACGUGCCCCGCACCCCGUGUCUGUCAGCACCGAUCAGGGUCUCCCAGACACCUCCUCUGGGGUUGCCAUGGGGACGAGUGGGAGGGUGAGUGUGGCGCAUACAGCUGUCUGUGGACACACAGAGGGCAUGCACACGUGUGUCUGUGCUCACCUGCAUGUGUUCACAUGGACUGGGCACUGCUGGAGGUGUCUACACAGUGGUGUACACGGACCCCCCUGCAGAUGUGCACACGCCCAGCAAGGCCAUGUCCACAGGCGUGUAUGUGUUCUCGCACCAGAAAGUGGGUCACGCCCCACACCACACACCGUACACUCUGCCCCUGGAGCACGCACCUGCCUGGGUGCACCAGGCAGUCUAAGCCCAUGUCACCUAUGUGUACACGUAUGUGCACAUACCUACUCAGGCACACCAGUGUGUGUACACGCCUGCCCAGGCUCUUGGAAUCGGGCACUUUCUGAGGCUGCCCUGAUGGGCGUUCCCUUCCCCAGCCAGUACAUCCUCUCUUCUUAA
Messenger RNA from Symphalangus syndactylus (siamang), 603 nucleotides. RefSeq lists its product as uncharacterized. The record is from RefSeq and is a predicted model, not a curated record. Lineage: Eukaryota; Metazoa; Chordata; Mammalia; Primates; Hylobatidae.